This is a messenger RNA of Gadus chalcogrammus (walleye pollock), 5335 nucleotides long. RefSeq names its product clathrin, heavy chain-like 1 (gene cltcl1). The coding region runs from base 270 to 5321 and encodes 1683 amino acids. Gene Ontology annotation, cellular component: extracellular exosome; clathrin complex; clathrin coat of trans-Golgi network vesicle. Lineage: Eukaryota; Metazoa; Chordata; Actinopteri; Gadiformes; Gadidae. The record is from RefSeq and is a predicted model, not a curated record. Gene Ontology annotation, molecular function: clathrin light chain binding; structural molecule activity. Gene Ontology annotation, biological process: receptor-mediated endocytosis; intracellular protein transport. The transcript is spliced from 32 exons.
AUCACAUAUGGUUAAAUCGUAAUUUAUGGGCACUAGUUUUCUUGGCGGAGGUGCAGAGCUUUGGGCUGAGGAGUGUUCUAGGGGGUUGCUGAAUGGGAGCAGUCAUUGGAUUCGUGUGACAUCAACGCAAGCCUCCCAGACUUUCCCUGCUCAUCAUAAUUUAGUUUUGGGACGUAUAGGGCACGUACAGUGAAAGCCCACAUACAUUCAUUUUAGUGUCCCCCUCCCCUUUCCUCCAUUGCGGAUUCUCCAGACAGAAAGCCGCAAGAAUGGCUCAAAUACUGCCGAUACGUUUUCAGGAACAUCUGCAGCUGCAGAACCUUGGGGUGAACCCGGCCAACAUCGGGUUCAGCUACCUGACCAUGGAGUCUGACAAGUUCAUCUGCAUCAGGGAGAAAGUGGGUGAUCAGAACCAGGUGGUGAUCGUGGACAUGUCCGACCCGACGAACCCCAUCAGGAGACCCAUCUCUGCUGACAGUGCCAUCAUGAACCCAGCCAGCAAGGUCAUCGCCCUCAAAGCCGCCAAGACCCUGCAGAUCUUCAACAUCGAGAUGAAGAGCAAGGUGAAGGCCCACAACAUGACUGAGGAGGUCAUGUUCUGGAAGUGGAUUUCCGUGAACACCGUCGCCUUGGUGACCGAGGCCACUGUCUACCACUGGAGCAUGGAGGGGGACUCGCAGCCCAUCAAAGUGUUUGAUCGUCACGCCAGCCUCGCCGGAUGUCAGAUCAUCAACUACAGAACUGACGAGCAACAGAAGUGGCUGCUGCUGAUCGGAAUCUCUGCACAGCAAAACCGUGUGGUGGGGGCCAUGCAGCUGUACUCCGUGGACAGGAAGGUGUCUCAGCCCAUUGAGGGUCAUGCUGCAGCGUUCGGGGAGUUCAAGGUGGAGGGAAACACCACCGCCUCCACCCUCUUCUGUUUUGCUGUGCGCUCCCAGGCGGGCGGGAAGUUGCAUAUCAUCGAGGUGGGUCAACCGGCCACAGGCAACCAACCGUUUGCCAAGAAAGCGGUGGACGUCUUCUUCCCACCGGAGGCCCAGACAGACUUCCCCGUAGCUAUGCAGAUCGGUACGAAGCACGGGGUGAUCUACCUGAUCACCAAGUACGGGUACAUCCACUUGUACGACCUCGAGUCCGGCGUCUGCAUCUACAUGAACCGCAUCAGCGCCGAGACCAUCUUUGUGACCGCGCCCCAUGAGCCCACCUCCGGGAUCAUUGGGGUCAACAAGAAGGGGCAGGUGUUGUCUGUGUGUGUGGAAGAAGAGAAUAUAGUCAACUAUGCGACCAACGUUUUGCAAAACCCAGACCUGGGCUUGAGGAUGGCUGUGAGGUCAAACCUAGCCGGAGCUGAGGAGCUGUUUGCCAGGAAGUUCAACACUCUGUUCGCACAGGGAAGCUACUCUGAGUCUGCUAAAGUCGCUGCCUCUGCCCCUAAGGGGGUGCUGCGGACCGCAGAGACCAUCAGGAAGUUCCAGGGGGUACCGGCCCAGCCCGGCCAGGCCUCGCCCCUGCUCCAGUACUUUGGCAUCCUCCUGGACCAGGGCCAGCUCAACAAGUUUGAGUCUCUGGAGCUGUGCCGGCCCGUGCUCCAGCAGGGACGCAAGCAGCUGCUGGAGAAGUGGCUCAAGGAGGAUAAGCUCGAAUGUUCAGAGGAGCUUGGGGACCUGGUGAAGGCUUCAGACCCCACCCUGGCCCUCAGUGUGUACCUCAGAGCCAACGUCCCCAAUAAAGUCAUCCAAUGCUUCGCUGAGACUGGACAGUUCCAGAAAAUAGUGCUGUAUGCUAAAAAGGUGGGCUACACACCGGACUGGAUCUUCCUGCUGAGGAACGUGAUGCGGGUUAGCCCAGACCAAGGGCUGCAGUUUGCCCAGAUGUUGGUCCAGGAUGAGGAGCCCCUGGCUAACAUCAACCAGAUAGUGGACGUGUUCGUGGAGGGCAGUCUGAUCCAGCAGUGCACCUCUUUCCUGCUGGACUCCUUGAAGAACAACCGCCCCGCCGAGGGCCACCUGCAGACGCGCCUGCUGGAGAUGAACCUCAUACACGCCCCUCAGGUGGCAGAUGCGAUCCUCGGGAACCAGAUGUUCACUCACUACGACCGGCCCCACGUGGCCCAGCUGUGCGAGAAGGCAGGCCUCCUGCAGAGGGCCCUGGAGCACUUCACCGACCUGUACGACAUCAAGCGGGCCGUGGUGCACACGCACCUGCUCAACCCCGAGUGGCUGGUGAACUUCUUCGGCUCGCUCUCGGUGGAGGACUCGGUGGAGUGCCUGCGGGCGAUGCUCUCCGCUAACAUCCGGCAGAACCUGCAGCUCUGCGUCCAGGUGGCGUCCAAGUACCACGAGCAGCUGGGCACCCAGACCCUGGUGGAGCUCUUUGAGUCCUUCAAGAGCUACGAGGGCUUGUUUUACUUUUUGGGGUCGAUUGUAAACUUCAGCCAAGAACAGGAUGUUCAUUUUAAGUACAUCCAGGCUGCUUGUAAGACCGGCCAAAUCAAAGAGGUUGAGAGGAUCUGCAGAGAGAGCAACUGCUAUGAUCCAGAAAGGGUCAAAAACUUCCUCAAGGAGGCUAAGCUCACAGACCAGCUCCCCCUGAUCAUCGUGUGUGAUCGCUUCGACUUCGUCCAUGAUCUGGUUCUCUACCUCUACCGCAACAGCCUGCAGAAGUACAUCGAGAUCUACGUACAGAAGGUGAACCCCAGCCGUCUGCCAGUGGUGAUCGGGGGGCUGCUGGACGUGGACUGUGCCGAGGACGUCAUCAAGAACCUGAUUAUGGUGGUGCGAGGCCAGUUCUCCACCGACGAGUUGGUGGAAGAGGUGGAGAAGAGGAACAGGUUAAAGCUGCUGUUGCCGUGGCUGGAGUCUCGCAUUCAUGAAGGUUGCGAGGAGCCCGCUACCCACAAUGCCUUGGCAAAGAUCUACAUCGACAGCAACAACACCCCCGAACGCUUCCUGAAGGAGAACCCGUUCUAUGACAGCGCUGUGGUGGGCCGCUACUGUGAGAAGAGGGACCCCCACCUGGCCUGCGUGGCCUACGAGAGGGGCCAGUGUGACCUGGACCUCAUCAAGGUUUGCAACGAGAACUCCUUGUUCAAGAGUGAAGCGCGCUACCUUGUGCGACGGAAAGAUCCAGAACUAUGGGCCACCGUCCUGGAGGAGAGCAGUCCCUACAGGAGACAGCUCAUCGACCAGGUGGUACAGACCGCUCUGUCCGAGACCCAGGACCCGGAGGAGGUGUCCGUCACGGUCAAGGCCUUCAUGACAGCCGACCUGCCCAACGAGCUCAUAGAGCUGCUGGAGAAGAUCGUCCUGGAUAACUCUGUCUUCAGUGAGCACAGAAACCUCCAGAAUUUGCUGAUUUUGACGGCGAUCAAGGCCGACCGCACGCGCGUGAUGGAGUACAUCAACCGGCUGGAUAACUACGACGCGCCGGACAUCGCCAACAUCGCCAUCAGCAAUGAGCUCUUCGAGGAGGCCUUCGCCAUCUUCAAGAAGUUUGACGUCAACACCUCGGCCAUACAGGUGCUGAUCGAGCACAUCCAGAACCUGGACCGGGCUUACGAGUUUGCAGAGAACUGCAACGAGCCGGCGGUGUGGAGCCAGCUGGCCACGGCGCAGCUCCACCGGGACCUGGUGAAGGAGGCCAUCGACUCCUACAUCAAGGCCGACGACCCCUCGGCGUACAUGGAGGUGGUCAACGCCGCCAGCAAAAACAAUAACUGGGAAGAUUUGGUGAAGUUCCUGCAGAUGGCUCGGAAAAAGGCCAGGGAGUCGUACGUCGAGACGGAGCUCAUCUUCGCGUUGGCCAAGACCAACCGUCUGGCCGAGCUGGAGGAGUUCAUCAGCGGGCCCAACAACGCUCACAUACAGCAGGUGGGCGACAGGUGUUACGAGGAGGGCAUGUACGACGCGGCCAAGCUCCUGUACAACAACGUGUCCAACUUCGCCCGGCUGGCCUCCACGCUGGUGCACCUGGGAGAGUACCAGGCCGCCGUGGACAGCGGCAGGAAAGCCAACAGCACCCGCACCUGGAAGGAGGUGUGCUUUGCGUGCGUGGACGGUGAGGAGUUCCGGCUGGCCCAGAUAUGCGGCCUGCACAUCGUGAUCCACGCCGACGAGCUGGAGGAGCUCAUCAGCUACUACCAGGACCGGGGCUACUUCGAGGAGCUGAUCGCACUGCUGGAGGCGGCGCUGGGCCUGGAGCGCGCCCACAUGGGCAUGUUCACCGAGCUGGCCAUCCUCUACUCCAAGUUCAAGCCCCAGAAGAUGAGGGAGCACCUGGAGCUCUUCUGGUCUCGGGUCAACAUCCCCAAGGUGCUGCGUGCGGCAGAGCAGGCUCACCUGUGGGCGGAGCUAGUGUUCCUCUACGAUAAGUACGAGGAGUACGACAACGCUGUCCUCACCAUGAUGUCACACCCUUCAGACGCAUGGAAAGAGGGUCUUUUCAAAGACACCAUCGCCAAGGUUGCCAACGUGGAGUUGUACUAUAAAUCCCUCUCAUUUUACCUGGACUUCAAGCCCCUGCUCUUAAACGACCUGCUUGCUAUCCUGUCCCCGCGGCUAGACCACAGCCGAGCUGUCACCUUCUUCUCCAAGGUGGACCAGCUGAAGCUGGUGAAGGCGUACCUGAGGUCGGUGCAGAGUCACAACAACAAGGGAGUGAACGAGGCGCUGAACGACCUGCUGACGGAAGAGGAAGACUUCCAGGGCUUAAGGGCGUCCAUCGACGCGUACGACAACUUUGACACCAUCGGACUGGCACAGAGGUUAGAGAAGCACGAGCUGAUUGAGUUCAGGCGGAUCGCCGCCUACCUCUACAAGGGCAACAACCGCUGGAGACAGAGCGUGGAGCUCUGCAAGAAGGACAAACUCUACAAGGAUGCAAUGCUGUACGCGGCCGAGUCAAAGGAGGCCGAGCUGGCUGAGACUCUCCUCCAGUGGUUCCUGGAGGAAGGAAAGAAGGAGUGCUUCGCCGCCUGCCUGUUUGCAUCCUAUGACCUGCUGCACCCCGACGUGGUGCUGGAGCUAGCCUGGAGACACCAGAUCAUGGACUUUGCCAUGCCCUAUUUCGUCCAGGUCAUGAGGGAGUACCUCGCCAAGGUUGAUCAGUUUGCUGAGAAGGUGACGGUGGAUAAGCUAGAGGAGCUGGAGAGCCAAAGGAAAACUGAAGACGAGGUCACUGAGCCCCAGCCAAUCGUGUUCGGUCAACAGCUGAUGCUGACCGGCACCACGCCAGCUGCUGUGACUCCCCAGGCGCCCUACCCAGGCUACGGCUACGCCGCUCCGGGCUUCCCUCCUCAGCCCGCCUACGGCUUCAACAUGUAACAACCUGUCACCUA